This is a messenger RNA of Hypanus sabinus (Atlantic stingray), 1851 nucleotides long. Its product is annotated as perforin-1-like. Lineage: Eukaryota; Metazoa; Chordata; Chondrichthyes; Myliobatiformes; Dasyatidae. Bases 1 to 1851 code for a protein of 616 amino acids. The transcript is spliced from 2 exons. The record is from RefSeq and is a predicted model, not a curated record.
AUGGAUGCUGGGAAGGGAUGGAAAAUGGGAACGUUGCUCUGGGCUGUCCUGUUCCUGGGGGGUGUGGGAGCUGUCUGCCAGAUAGGCAGGUCCAGCCAAUGUCGUCGUGCAUCCCCAGUACCAGGGAGCAGUCUGGCCGGCGAGGGUUUUGAUGUGGUAACGUUGGACCGCAAGGGGGCGUACGUGGUGGACGUGGAGAGCUGGAGACGUCCAGAUGGGGCCUGCAAGCUCUGCAGGAAUACUCUGAUGAGGGGUAGAUUGCAGCGCCUCCCCCUGGCCGUGGUGGAUUGGCGAGCCCAACGUAGAUGCCACCGGGCUGUAAAAAGCAGGCUCUUCCACUCAGCCUCUGACUUUAGCAGUUCGGUCAGCUCCAGUGUGGAUAAAAGCUGGAGUGUUGGCCUGGGGAUAUCCAAAUAUUCAGUGUCAGUAGGUGUAACAGUGGCUGGCUCCAAAUCUCGGGCCAUGUCCUUUGCCUACCGUAAAGCCCGAUCAGACAAAUACAGCUUUUCCAGCCAGAAGUUCCAUUGCCGCCUUUACCGUUACCGCCUGAGGAACACACCCCCUCUGGCAUCUGAGCUCUCCAAACAGCUCAAACAAAUCACCAGCAGCUCCUAUGCGGGAGCCCGGCACCAGUAUCGCCAACUAGUGCAGACUUUCGGGACACAUUACAUCCAGUCAGUGGAGCUGGGUGGUUCCUACGAGGACGUGACGGCCAUCCGCACCUGUGAGGCCGUUUCUCAGGGCCUCACUGCUACUCAGGUGAAGAACUGCCUCAGUGUGGAGGCCAGUGUUAGCGUGUUAGGAGUUGCCCGUACAUCAGCUGGAGCAGGUUACUGCAAGAAGCAGGCCUCGUCCCAUACCCAUUCCCACAGCUUCCACCAGGCCUUCAGCGAGAGGCUGACAGAAGUCUCAGGAGGCCAUAGUACUGGGCACACAGACAUCCUCUUCUCCUCCAGUCCUCGGGCCUUCACCAGAUGGAUGAACAGUCUGACGGCCUCACCAGGCAUCAUACACUACCGGCUGGCGCCCCUCCAUUUCUUGCUGCCCAGAACCAACAUUCGCCGGAAACAUCUGAGGCGCUACCUCAGAGAGUACAUUAUGGCCAACGCCAUGAAACGUGACUGCUCCAGAACCACCUGCCCCGCUCCUGGGAGGAAAAGCCGCUCCGAUCGCUGUUCCUGUCAAUGUCCGGAGAACUCCUUCGUGGACCGUCAGUGCUGUGCCAAGCAGAAGGGUGCAGGACACCUGGUUGUCACUGUAAAGAGAGGCUUCGGUCUCUGGGGCGACUAUUUCUCUGGCACUGAUGGUUUUGUGGUGGUCUCUUAUGGUAAUGCCAAAGAAAAGACCAGGGUGGUGGACAACAACAACAACCCUACCUGGAAUGCCAGACUGGACCUGGGGGAGGUGGUUGCCCGCAGCUACAUGAAACUCACCCUGAAGGUCUAUGAUAAAGAUCCCUUGUGGAAUGACCAUCUGGGGACCUGCCAAGUGCCUCUGAUCUCUGGUGUCACCGAUCUCACCUGCUACCUUAAGCAUGGCAAGAUCACCUACCAAUUGUCCUUCAAAUGUGACCUCCACUUGCAGGGUCGCACCUGCCACCAGUAUGCCCCGGGUCCAGGGGCCCUCUACGAUGAAGAUAAUCUCAGGAACAAGCUGCUGGAGACCUGUGAGAUGCCCCUGAACUCCAGCUCCACAGAUCACAACUGCUUCUGCCAGCCUCUCACUGAAGACUUGUGGAAGCUGUUGCAGUGGUUUAGGGAUGAGGCUUUCUUCUUGCACCAGUUGUACCAGCCGGAGGCCACCACGACUCCACACUCAGCCUUUCACAUCCUCGGCAGUGACACCUUCUGA